AUGUCUGGAGAAUCAAGCUCUGGUUCUACGGAUCACUGCAUCAAAGUUGUGCCGACACACGGAGGACGCUAUAUUCAAUACAACGUUUACGGACAGCUCUUUGAAGUUUCCAGAAAGUAUGUCCCUCCUAUCCGUCCCAUUGGCAGAGGCGCUUGCGGUAUCGUCUGUGCUGCUGUGAACUCAGUGACUGGAGAGAAAGUGGCAAUCAAGAAGAUCGGUAAUGCUUUCGAUAACAUUAUCGAUGCUAAGAGAGCUCUGCGCGAGAUUAAGCUUCUCAGGCACAUGGAUCAUGAGAACGUAAUAACCAUCAAAGAUAUUGUAAGACCACCGCAACGAGACAUCUUCAACGAUGUCUACAUUGUGUAUGAGUUAAUGGACACUGAUCUUCAGAGAAUCCUCCGUUCCAACCAAACCUUAAGCCAUGAUCAAUGCCGUUUCUUUGUGUACCAGCUCUUAAGAGGGCUAAAGUACGUGCACUCGGCCAACAUAUUACAUCGUGAUCUAAGGCCAAGCAACGUGCUGCUUAACUCAAAACACGAGCUAAAGAUCGGUGACUUCGGACUGGCGAGAACAACUUCAGACACAGACUUCAUGACUGAAUACGUCGUCACUCGUUGGUACAGAGCUCCUGAGUUGCUUCUUAACUGCUCAGAGUACACAGCAGCUAUUGAUAUUUGGUCUGUUGGUUGCAUACUCGGCGAAAUCAUGACCGGACAACCUCUGUUCCCUGGGAAAGACUAUGUUCAUCAGCUUAGGCUUAUCACAGAGCUUGUAGGCUCUCCGGACAACUCCAGUCUCGGUUUCCUUCGCAGUGACAACGCAAGAAGAUACGUGAGGCAACUUCCUCGAUACCCGAAACAACAGUUUGCUGCUAGAUUCCCGAAUAUGCCCCCUACUGCUAUAGACUUGCUUGAGAGAAUGCUCAUCUUUGAUCCAAACCGUCGCAUCUCAGUGGAUGAAGCUCUUGGUCACGCUUACUUAUCACCACACCACGAUGUGAGCAAAGAGCCGGUGUGUUCGACUCCUUUCAGCUUCGAUUUCGAGCAUCCUUCUUGCACUGAAGAACACAUUAAGGAGCUUAUCUACAAGGAGUCUGUCAAAUUCAAUCCUGACCAUUGA
Molecule: messenger RNA, 1119 nt
Organism: Microthlaspi erraticum
Lineage: Eukaryota; Viridiplantae; Streptophyta; Magnoliopsida; Brassicales; Brassicaceae
Source: the annotation of a GenBank genome assembly